AUGACGCCUUAUAUACGACAAAAGCUAACCCUCCAUGACCGAUGUCUACUACCUGGUGACAUAGUGAAGUACAACGUCCCCACCCAGACGCAGAAGGGAAUCAUCAAAUCCAUUAAUGUUCUAUGUCAUUUACAAGUGCACAGCACGAGACAGAUGAUCUACAACAUUCCUAGUCAACAGCUAAAUCCAAUUGUGCCAUUUCAGUCUGGUCACCAUGUUGUGAUGGAUGAUUGGGUUGGCUUUGUCAGAGAAAGUUACAACAAUGUUGUGGUGCGCUUCAAGAGCGACGCCAGAUGUUCCGUGUGUGAGGAUAGUGCUUGUCGUCUUGUGGAUGUUCAUGACAGCAGUGAUGAGAAUUCUGUCUUUGGAGAAGAGGUAGGGUUCUUUCCAGGCCAGGUCCUUCAGGGUCCGGCAGCUGUCUUCAAAGGAGCCAAAUGGCUUGGGGGACCACGUCCAAUCCUUGGCAGCAAGACCCGGUUCAGAGUCACCGUGGAUGAGGUGAAGAAUACUGGUCUGGAUGUCCAGUGGUGUUCAAGGGCAAUAACCAAGAACACAGAUGACCUCAAGCCACCACCAAUGUGCAUUAAGGGCAAGAAUCUAGAAAGAACGAAGCUGUUAAACUUCAGUGCCCAUGCCAGUGUUCAGAUAGGAGAUAAGUUCAUGUACAAAGUCAAGGAAGAGGACAUUGGUUACCCAGAAUCUAUUACAAAAGGUUCCUUACUGUCCUUUAGGAAGCCUGAUGACGAAGGUGUCGCAGCCAAGCUAGAGGGUGAUAUGAACUCUGUUAGAGAGGACGUGGACAGUGAGAACAAAGACAGCAUACCAUCUGUCAUUAAGGAAGCUCUGCAGGGAUUGGGUAUUCUGGAGUUAAAGAAAGCCAAAGAUGUUGUGACAGAAGAUGCAUGUACAGGAGGUGUGCCAGAAUCAAAAGAAGGGCAGGUGGAUGAAGCUGUAUUAGGGGAUGGAUGUAAAGUGAGUGGAGGUGAACAAUCAGUGCAAUGUGGGUCAGGUGAAUCAGCAGCCUCUUGCCUCAACUCUGCUACAGGUGAAAUGGGUCUGGAAAGUAAUCAGGUUGCAGCUAGCAAAUUGACUACACAACAAAUAUCAAGUAGAGCUCGCUGCAACAAAGAAAUCUUGAAAUGUCUUAAUUCAUAUGACCAAAUUUUGUAUGAACUGGAGAAAGCUAGAGUUGACGACCCAGCAUCUUUGGAUGAGAAGGAAAUCAUUGUGAGGCAAGCGCAGAGAAAUUUACGCAAUCUACCUCGUCCCGAGGAUUUAGCAAGGGCUUUUCUCAAGCCUGCCUUUAAUCUUGUGAAUGGGGACGAAGGGAAUACUGAAGUGUCUGAGUCAGACCAAGAACGUGCAAAAAAACCCAAAGACCGUCGACUACGCAGAGUGCUCAGUAACUUUGAGAAGAUACAUGAAGAAUUAGAAACAUUACAGGGAUCAUUGAGUGGGCUUGCAUCCGGAAGCUUGCCCUUAGAAUCUUACAACAAGUUGUGUGCAGACACUCAAAAAGAUAUGCACGAUCAGAUCAAAUUGCUGGGGAAGGUCUGUCAAAGUGUAUUUUUUCCUGUAGAGGCAGCUGGUGGAGAAGAUGUACACUCUGACGCAGAAGGGAUUCCAAACAAACAGUCAGAGACUACCAAAAGAGAGAAAGAAGAAGGAGUAAUAGAUGAUGUUUCCUCUGGAGAUGAUUUGGAGUGGGAGGAGGAUGAAGAGCUGGAAGGAGAAGAAGAAGAUCAAGCAGAGGAGAUUGAAGAGGAUGGUGAACAAGAGCCUGUUAAUGGAAAAGAGCAAGGAGAAGACACUGAUUCUUCAUCCAAAGCCAAGUCCAAGACUUCAUGCCAGAACUCUCUUGCCAAAUUAGCCAAGCGGCAAAUGAGCUCCCAACCAAAGAAGCGGAAAGAACGAGCAGCCAGAGGGGAUCCCAUCCAUCCUGGUCAAUGGGUGUGUGUCGAGGUCACCCAUACGUCGUCUAUAGUAGAUGUCCUAUGGCAGGAUGGUACGUACGAAAGCAGUAUCGUAUCUACUGAUGUGGUUCCGUGCAGACAGCUAGAUGAGCUGGAGUUCUUCCCAGGAGACUUUGUCAGUCUUAGUAAAGACGAGCCAAAGUGUACAGACGACCGUCAGUUGCGACUCUGUUUAGAACCAGCCAGCCAUGACACCAUGGCAACUGACGUCACACUUCGGAACUCUAUUGUAUCACCAGAAGCAAAUGAGGAAGGAUAUGGUGUUGUUACCCAGGCUGACAACAAAGAAAGGACAUGUGGCAUCAACUGGAUAACAAGAAAUCCCGAAAACCCUUCACAGCCCAUCAUAAGAACUGAGGAGCACAGUGUCUACGAGCUCUCACCCCAUUCAGACUUUGUAUUCAGUACGGACGAUGUGGUCAUUAGGAUCGCCCACAACUCAAAAGAAGAAGAAUCUGCAAAAGAUCUUCCUCCUGCAGGCCAGGUCCGUCAAGUAAACAACGAUGGCACAAUCACAGUGAGAUGGGUGGAUGACACCAUGUCAAAGGUGUUUCCUCAUCAACUCUUUAGAAUAGAAGAGGAGUUUGACUCUGAGCUUUCUAUUACCGACUUCCUGGAAGCAGCAAAGGAGAUGAAUGAGGAAGAAAGGGGAGAUGGUAGCCAUGACGACACCUCAUCAGAUAGCAGCUGGGAGACGGCCAGUGGCGAGUCAGGCCAUGAAGAAGAUGAAGAGAAGGAUGUAUGUGAGGAUGAAGACGUGUCCCAUGCUGCUGAUGACUCGGUGACCAUCAGUAGAACAGAGCCCCCGGAUACAGAGGCCCAGAGAACGGGAGAGGUUGAAACGGCUGAUAAAACAGAAGAACCAUUAUCAACUAACAGUGACUGCUCAGUACUACAGCAAUCAAGCACAGAAAUUGCAGAGAGCAAAGAACAAGCCAUGGCCCCUAAAGAAGAAAUCACAAAAAGACAGUCUGAAGAACAGAUGGAGCAGAAGAUGGGUGAAAAAUAUGAGGUGAAAAUGAAGCUUGAGGUUACUCCUCCGAUGGAAGAAGAGGUACCGGGUAGCCAAGAUAGAGAACUGAUAUGGGAAGAGGAUGGACUUCAGAGUCCCAAUGCGGCUAGCAGAUUCAUUGUGGUGCCUUCCUUGCCUAGCUGCCACUAUUUUAGCAGUGCCCAGGAACCAACUAACAGGAAAAAGUUCUUACAGACAUGGAGAAAAGAGGUUCGUCUACUCCAGACAGCUCUUCCUCAAGGGAUCCUGGUGAAAGCUUUUGAGGACAGAAUGGACAUGUUCUCUGUCAUGAUUGAGGGACCUGUCAAUACCCCCUAUGAGGAUGGAGUCUUCUUCUUUGAUAUUCGGUUGCUAGGCGACUACCCAAAGACUCCGCCCAAGGUCCACUACCUGUCCUUCUGCAGCGGCCGUCUCAACCCAAACCUGUACAGUGACGGCAAGGUUUGUCUGAGCCUUCUUGGAACUUGGACAGGAAAGGGUAACGAGAUGUGGACUUCAUCGUCUAACCUUCUCCAGCUUUUGGUCUCCGUUCAAGGCUUGAUACUUGUUAAUGAACCAUACUACAAUGAGGCUGGCUACGACAAGCACCGUGGUACGAGAGAGAGCAUUGAAAACUGUAGGAUGUACAACGAGAUGGCACUGGUUAAAUUUGUACAGUCUAUGACCAAGAUGGUAUCAUCUCCUCCAUUCUUAUUCAAGGAAGAAACACUUUUGUUUUUGAAGAAACAUUCUGCAAGGUUGAUUAGACGUCUAGAAUCUUGGCUUGAUCUUGCAUCAAGAUCAGAAGAUAUCCCCAAGGAUGCCAGCCAGCCUGCAGCAGAGGUGUGUCAAGGGCCACCAGGACAGCAAGGGCAAAUGAUGCCUUUGGAUGCAGAAGAUAUAACAGAGGAUGGAGCUUCCAGAACUCUAGAAGAACCUCAAAGUGAUGUCCAGGAAUCAUUGGUACUGCCACCUUCUUCAUCUUUAUCAUCCUCCCCCUCCUCAAAUCAAGAUUUUUUGUUGCAUGUUCAGUCAGAUCCUGCCGCAGAGACGGCUCCAUCUGUCCAGACAGGUCCUAAAGACAUUUAUCCAUCCUCCUCCAUCACUAGCACCUUUCAUGCUAAUUCAUCAUCACCUGAAGCUGCACUUAUAAGUCCUUCUAAAGCUACCACAACCAAGCCAGAAAAUGCCAGCCUGGAACCAGGUCCGAUCCAUAAAUUGGGAAACAUGCCCGAUGGCAACGUCCUCUUGCCUCCGUACGCGCUCUUUCCGUUGUCUAAAGGCUUUGUCAUUAGCUUACAGCAUACCCUUAGCGAGUUCAAAUCUGUGCUAAAGCAAGCCGGUAUCAGUUAACCCAAAAUCAUUUUGUAAGAUAAUGGAAGAUGGCAUUUAGGAGAAUGAUGUUUCUUAGCGCUUUCACUAUCUAGCUGUAUGCAGUAGAUUCAGAAUGUUUGUCCACCCCACUCUGAUGAUUAGCCAAAGUGGAUAGCCCUGCAUCCCGUAACACAAAGGAUGGCAACUAGUCGCUAAAUUAAAUGGCCUAUCUAGACCGUCGUAGACUGACUAGGAACCAACCAGAAUUUAUCUUUCAAAUUAGCGAUUAAUCACUAACCUUUGUGUUAUGGGGCGCUGGCCACAUUUAUAUGUGUCAGGUACUUCCAGCCUUGCUUGACAUUAAUUAUUUGGUUAAAGAUCUGGAACUUAAUAAAAUUUACACUUAAUGUUAUAAUUUGAAAAAAAAUGAUUAAUGUUAGAAAUUUAAUUUGUAUGAAAUAAAAAUCAUAUUUCAGAAAAAUCAACAAUAGCAUUGUAGAUUACUUUGCCUACUGUGAUCACAUGAUUGACGGCCAAGAUCUCAAGAGGGAUUGAUUCAAUCCCCCUCCCUGCCAAAUUACACCAAAAAAGCCUGGCCUUGUUAGGGGUAACAAAUUACUCUGUCAGUCACCUGUUUAAGCCUUAUGUAAUUAGGAGGGGAUGUGAUAAAAAUUAUAUUAAUGUUACUCGGGAAUCAAGUUGAUGCCAUGCCUGUAAAGAAUCCACAAUGUAAGUUUGAUUUAUUUUCAAUUGCUGUGUUCUUCACUGAUUUGUUGAAAACUAAUAUUCUUAUAAUCGUAUAUCACACUUAUACUGGAUUUUAUAUUUACUGCCAAACUGCUGUGGAGUGGCCAUCCCGCUUAAAACUGAUAUCAAAUGAAUUUACAGUGGGUAAUGAAACAAUGCAUUAAUGCCCCAUCAAAUUGCCAUGGUGUAUUUAUAGUGGAAUGAAACGCAAGCUUGCAAAGACACCCACAUAGUGUAAGGCGCGUGGUGUUACUGCAAGAUGUAUCAUGGCUAGUCAAUCAGCGAUUUAUUUUGAUGCAGCGGUUAUUAAUGCGAAACGUUCAGUUUCUCUUUAUUUAUAUUGACCAUUGCCUGGCAGCAGCUGCAGAAUUGCUGUUAGACGAGAACAUGAUUUGAUCAUACGGCUUACGGUUUGCAUGUAUGUAAUGCUGCAUUUAUACCAAGGGUUAGGGUUAUCCAUAUAAGCGCAACCAUAAUGGGAAUCGCAAUCAUUAUCACCAAACUUUUCACAUAUCUAUAAUCAUUUUCAUUAUGAUUGUCAUCAACAUGACCGUGCUUGCUGUCAUGAUUAUUAUCAUCACAUUCGUUAUUUCUUUAUGCCAAUAUUUAUUGAAGCAGUACUAAAGAAUGAUUGUAAAAAAAAAAGAAAAUUAUGAUUCAUUUAUUUCAUGUGAUGGAUUUGAGUUAUAAUGUCUCAUUCUGGGUUGUGUCUAGAUUCUAUAGUCAUAAUAUACAUGUAUACUUCAAUGUCUUUGAGCAUUUGAGGUCAAAUGAAUUAAAAUAAAUUAAUCAUUAUUUUUACCAUGUGCCUGUAAGGCAAGUAGUUACACUGAGUCAAUGUAAUCUUUGACUCUACCCUCCCCCCUCUCUGGACGCUGAUUAGGGAAUGCAUACGUUAACAGGAUCCCCCCCCCCCCCUUUCUGUAAUAUACAGGAAGUGCAUCUGUUCAGAGGGAAGGAAUGCCCCCCCCCGCCAACAAGUUGUGCACGAUUGCUGCCCUGUUUUAAGAAAUACCCCCCCCCCUAUUAGGUUCCUUUUUUGAGUGAGAUCUUUUCUUUCUUUUUCUUUCUUGUCCAAAACUUAGAAUGCAAGACGAGAGAUCCCUGAAAUACAUAAGAAAUUCAUAAGAAAAAACUAUUGUUGUAAGGGAAAUAUCGACUUGAUGAAAUCAUGAUCUGUAUUCAUUUACUCUUAAAAAUUCCUUUAUUUUCAGGGUCAAAAGAUUUAAAACAUUGGACCAGUGUUAUUGCGUUUUAUACUCUGUUAUCAAAAGACUGUAUAUCUGUUAAUUUUUCCUGUAUAUCUGUAACAGUAAUAAUGUACAUGUGGUAUAUAUAUAUUAUUGAAAAUGAUAGUUAUUUAUAUACACUUUUCAAGACUUGCCAUUACAGAGGGAUACCUAUCAUUGUGAAAAUUAAAUUCUGUGAAAAGCCUUUGAAAAUUCAAUUGCUCAUUAAUCAGUCAACCACUGACUUAAAAAAAAAAAAUUAAAUAAUUUAAUAAGCAGUGAUAUUGACUGUAAAGUAAUAGUGAUCAGUAUUUCAAAUUUUAUGUAUACUAAUGUACACUCUACAACUAUAAAUAUAAAUAAAUAAAUCAUUGAUCAGCUAUUUCAGCAUGUCUCGUGAAUAGGAAUAAUUUAGGAGUGUUAAUCAAUUAUAUUUACCUCCGCUCAGCAGGGGAAUCUCUAAGAAUUAACAACAUUUGAAAGAGAUAAACCUCAAUAUUGUGACAUGUGAUUGUUCUAGAGAUUGUUAUAAUUGAUUUUAGACACCUUGUCCAAAGUCAGAGCUGCAUCUUUCCCACAGAAAUCCAGCAGGCAUCUUUCUAUUACAAAUCAUCACAGUCGCCCAAAGAAACAAACACUGCAUGGGGACUGCAGGAAAGCUCUAAUGAAAAGAUGUAUUAUAUCAUCCUAAUAUACUAGUAUCCUGCUGAAUGAUGCAUUGCAGACUUAGGACAAGUUUGCCUUAGUUGUUUGUAAAUCACCCCAGGUGUUCUCCUUUGAAACACCUACAAUUGUAUCCCCAAGAAAGGAUCUUAUCAACAAGAUCAGAUCAAGUAAAUGUUCCAUUGGUGGAAGAAAUGACCUUAUCGCCACACUUUUAGCACAGUAUCACACAGAUUAUGUUGCACAAUGCAUGGAACUAAGGAUGUUCUUGUUCUGACAUGUAAAAUUGAUAUGCGGUGAUAAGGUUCGUUUUUGCACUGAUGGAAUAAAUCAUUAUGAAUGAGCUCUUUUCUUCCAUUCUCCAUAAAGAAACAGUGAUGUUUAUUCAAAUUAGUUUUGAGUAUAGAUUAAUUAUGGGAGGAAUGACAACACUUUGCAUACCAAAUGGCGCAUUGUACUUUGUUGGAGGAACUCCUAUGCAGUGGCGGUUCCAUGAUAUCUGAUUCAGUGACAUUUUGCUCCACUAUAAAUUCCACCCACUAUUCAAAUAACUAACCCUAGGGCCGUAUUCUGAAAAUUGUCUGAAGAGAAAUAUUGCGUUCUGUUAACUUCCUCGCAAAAUCCAAGAAAAUUUACGAGAGGUAGGAGGCUAUUGUUACUUAUUGUUGCAUGCAAUAUUUGUCCAUCUGCAAUAAUCAUUUCUUGCUGCAUCCCGCAAGAACAUCAUGUUUACAAAAGGAGACAUUCCAAAGACAUAACAGACUUUUCAGCAAUUAAAAAUUGUUGUUCGAGACGAUGAAUCAUUUCAGAGAAAAUAUGUCUUUGAGAAGAGCCGCGUGUAUUUUUAGCACAGAAGUGCACAACAUAAGCGUCGGUGGUGCAAGGAAAUUACGCCUCACAUCAACAAUGCACUUCAUUAUUUUUCAGAAGAGAAACUUCUAUUGGUUGACCUAAGCAUAUAACAAGCUUAAUGAUUGGUUCAUGAUGAAAUAUUGGGCGUGUCAGAGAUAAAAUAGGGGACGUCCUUACAGAGAUAAGACAAUUUUCAGAAUACCACUUUAAGAUAAUUUUAGCGAGCUGUUAUCUUGCUGACUUACAAGAAAAGUUAAGACAAUUUUCAGAAUACCACCCCUGGAUUUAACACUAUAACUUACCUUAAGCAUAACCCUAAACCUAACAUAAAACCCUAUUGCAACUCUAACCCUAACUCUACAUCUCAGACGAAAUAAAGCCGGGAGCAAUUUUCACAGGAGCACCACUUUUAGGGAGGGCACCGAAAAAUGAAAAACAAGGGGGGAUGGAAUAAAUCAUAUGGUAUGUGAAUCCUUUGAAAGAUUUAUCUCACAAAACAACCAUAUAACAAAAUAUUGGAUGAUUGCAGGCCUUUAUUUGGAAUAAAGUUCAAAUUGGUUUCAAAUCGUAGCCAGUCGUAUGAUUACUAUGAUAUCAUUAAGACUAGAUAUUCAAUUCGCUUUUUUUCUUAUAAGGAUGGUAGCAUAGUUACGGAUUUGAAUGUAGAUAUUUAUACAAAGAUUUAGAACUAUAAACACUAAGAUGUUCCUUGUUGCAAUAUUGGUAUCAAAUUUUAACUAUGUUUUAUUCCAAAAUCGGGUCACAGUCAGGUAUGUGAUGACCUGAACACCAGGGGCCCGUCUUACAAAGAGUUGCGAUUGAUCCGAUUAAUCGCAACUAUGGAAAGCCAGCAAAGUCAACAUAUAAAAUGCAUGUUAGUUCGAAAGAUUUUCUAGAUAUGAAUGUAUAUCCAUGAAUUUAUUGAUUUCUUGACAAUUUGGUGUGUUCUCCUUUGUUUACAAAGGACAUUUUGCAAAUUUCUUGUAGAAAAAAUUAUGGCACUGAUGGAUUUCCAUAGAGUUACAAUUGAUUGGAUCAAUUGUAACUCUUUGUAAGACGGGGCCCUAGUGUCAGAUGCUGAAACAUGCAUGUUUUUAGCACCUACCCAGAUAGUGAUUUUCUUGGCUGCUGCAGACCAGAGCAAAUGUCGCCGGAGCAAAUGUUGUGCCACCGCCACUGCUUAAUUGCCAAUGAAUAUUAAUAUAUUUAUACCGUAAAACUUGGUAUUAAUGAUAACAAUCACUUUAUAUGAAUGAUAUCAUAUUUCAGACAGUUUUGACCUUUUCACCCCACCUUACAUUGUGAGAAUAUUUGGCCCAGAUGCAUCAAAGCAUGAGAAAAUUAAAAGCAGUAUGGAUAAAUACUUCUA
This is a messenger RNA of Lytechinus pictus (painted urchin), 9138 nucleotides long. RefSeq names its product (E3-independent) E2 ubiquitin-conjugating enzyme-like. Bases 1 to 4317 code for a protein of 1438 amino acids. The record is from RefSeq and is a predicted model, not a curated record. The transcript has 17 exons. Gene Ontology annotation, molecular function: ubiquitin conjugating enzyme activity. Lineage: Eukaryota; Metazoa; Echinodermata; Echinoidea; Temnopleuroida; Toxopneustidae.